AUGACUUGUUGGACAGUACAGGGACUUCUCGUCCUCAGUGUUGCCGCCUUCGGCGAGGGUCGAAUGGACUUGAGUGCGGGGUGGAUGGACGCUGCGACUCAGAUGGCUCUCGACCUCGGCAUGCAAGACAAGGCGUUCGCAGAUGCCGCAUCUGAUCCUUUCAUGGCAGAGAGCUCACGGAGAACCUACUGGGCUCUUUACUGGCAGGGCAACAUGCGUGCGAUGCGCGAGGAUUCGCCGACUUUCAUGUUGUCUGGCGUUGUUGCAUCAACAGAACUUCCCUGUGAAGAGUGGGAAUAUCAGUCAGGGGAGAUUCCACAACCGUUAUCCUUGAAAAAUUACAGUGCAAGAGAUCCCAUGGAUGAGAAGAGCUAUUCAUCAUGGACGUAUCUCAUCGAUCUCUGCCGGUUGAGCACAGAAGCCGACUCUAGAUUAGUGAGCUGGCUCAUCAACCUACCAAAAUGGAAACAGCAGUUGGUAGACCCGGGAGGCGCGGUUGACAUGGUUCUGUUUCAUGCGAUGGCCUACGCAAACAGCCUGAGAAUCAAGAUGCAGCUGCCCAUGGAAGCGUCAGGAUUUGGAAUUCGGGACUUGCUCACUCUUGGCCCACUCUUCAAGUCGCGCGACAUGGCCUUUCCUCGAAUGCCACGAUGCUCUGGCUCGUCUUACCCGUGGCUCGAAUGUUCAAUCGCCCUCCAAGCAGGCCUCUCAACUAUCGGUCUCUUCAACUUCUCGCUACCACCUGCCCGAUACAGCCCUGCGUGCAUCAUUGGAUUGCGAAGGGCCGCCCUUGCGCUGCUGGAUGCGAGGAUGUACGGAGGAUCUGAUUCACCGGCUCUGCGCGAGAAGCUUGACCUCCUGCUCAGCGUACUCAAGGUUGCCGGGGAGAUGUGGCCCGUCGCUAGGAACAUUGGCAAUGAAGUCAGCGAUGUGCUGAGAGACUUGAAUGUUACCGGCAAUCGUGACAACAUCAAUCAGUUGGAUUCAUGCAUGGACGCUUUCAUAGCCGAUAUGACAACAUCUGGCGUGGCUCCAGAUUCUGGCAUGUUUCCGUUUCCUGAGCCAAGAACAGUGGAAGGGAUGUUUAACUGGAGUGCUGGGCACGUAAACGUUGGACAGUGA
Molecule: messenger RNA, 1122 nt
Organism: Colletotrichum orchidophilum
Lineage: Eukaryota; Fungi; Ascomycota; Sordariomycetes; Glomerellales; Glomerellaceae
Exons: 4
Coding region: 1-1122 (373 amino acids)
Biological process (GO): DNA-templated transcription
Molecular function (GO): DNA binding; zinc ion binding
Source: RefSeq, a predicted model, not a curated record